Mus pahari (shrew mouse) is the source of this 2444-nucleotide messenger RNA. It is a transcript of the gene Slc18a3, whose product is annotated as solute carrier family 18 member A3. Gene Ontology annotation, molecular function: acetylcholine transmembrane transporter activity. Gene Ontology annotation, biological process: transmembrane transport; chemical synaptic transmission. The record is from RefSeq and is a predicted model, not a curated record. Bases 433 to 2025 code for a protein of 530 amino acids. NCBI's taxonomy places the organism in Eukaryota, Metazoa, Chordata, Mammalia, Rodentia, Muridae. The transcript has a single exon. Gene Ontology annotation, cellular component: terminal bouton; AP-2 adaptor complex; AP-1 adaptor complex.
GGAAGAGGCAAGAGCGGACGCGCGGGGAGGGCUAGAGAGACGGCGGGCGGCGGCAGCAUGCCCCUGGGCGGGUGCACACGGCCUCUCUUCACGGCAGGGGCUGCUCCUGCUCUCUCUGGGCACCGCGCGUCCAGUCUCCCGCCUCAGCCCCUCGGCUUGCCGGCCUCAGCGGUUGUAUCCGAAACAGCGGCAACUGGUCCCUGGAGCAUCUAAGAGCAGCAGCGCCGCGCGGGACAAUCCUUGAUUUUUAUUUAUUUAUUUAUUUAUUUAUUUUCUGAGCUCGGGGAUAUGAACCCCACAGCCACCUGAAGCACAGGGGGCGCUACGCGGCUAGGACCGCGCCCCCGAAGUACCGUACCCUAGCCUCUGCACUGCGGGACGCCAACACCCGACUCCGGUGGAGGCAUCUUAGGAAGAGCAGCGGGUAGGGGCAUGGAACCCACCGCGCCAACCGAUCAGGCCCGGGCGGCGGCCACCAAGCUGUCGGAAGCAGUGGGAGCCGCGCUACAAGAACCCCAGAGGCAGCGGCGCCUGGUGCUGGUCAUCGUGUGCGUUGCACUGUUACUGGACAACAUGUUGUACAUGGUCAUCGUGCCCAUUGUUCCUGACUAUAUCGCCCACAUGCGCGGGGGAGGCGAGAGCCCUACCCUGGUCUCUGAGGUGUGGGAACCCACCCUGCCGCCGCCCACUCUGGCUAAUGCCAGCGCCUACUUGGCCAACACCUCGGCGUCCCCGACGGCUGCCGGGUCGGGGCGGUCAAUCCUGCGGCCUCGCUACCCCACGGAAAGUGAAGAUGUGAAGAUAGGCGUGCUAUUUGCCUCCAAGGCCAUCCUGCAGCUUCUGGUGAAUCCCUUAAGCGGUCCUUUCAUUGAUCGCAUGAGCUACGACGUGCCGCUGCUUAUUGGCCUGGGCGUCAUGUUCGCCUCCACAGUCAUGUUUGCCUUUGCAGAAGACUAUGCCACGCUCUUCGCUGCGCGCAGUCUACAAGGCCUGGGCUCAGCCUUCGCGGACACGUCUGGCAUUGCCAUGAUCGCCGACAAGUAUCCCGAGGAGCCUGAGCGCAGUCGUGCCCUGGGCGUGGCGCUAGCCUUCAUCAGCUUUGGAAGCCUAGUGGCGCCACCGUUUGGGGGCAUCCUCUACGAGUUCGCGGGCAAGCGUGUACCCUUUCUAGUGCUCGCCGCCGUGUCGCUCUUCGACGCACUCCUACUCCUGGCGGUGGCUAAGCCCUUCUCGGCUGCGGCUCGGGCGCGGGCCAACCUGCCCGUGGGCACACCUAUCCAUCGCCUCAUGCUAGACCCUUACAUCGCUGUGGUAGCCGGAGCGCUCACAACUUGUAACAUUCCCCUUGCGUUCCUCGAGCCCACCAUAGCCACGUGGAUGAAGCACACAAUGGCGGCAUCCGAGUGGGAGAUGGGCAUGGUUUGGUUGCCGGCUUUCGUGCCACACGUGUUAGGCGUCUAUCUCACCGUGCGCCUAGCGGCGCGCUAUCCACACCUGCAGUGGCUGUAUGGCGCUCUCGGGCUAGCGGUAAUCGGAGUGAGCUCUUGCGUCGUACCUGCCUGCCGUUCCUUCGCGCCCUUAGUGGUCUCGCUCUGCGGCCUCUGCUUCGGCAUCGCGUUAGUGGACACGGCGCUCCUACCCACGCUCGCCUUUCUGGUGGACGUGCGCCACGUAUCAGUCUAUGGCAGUGUCUAUGCCAUAGCUGACAUCUCCUAUUCUGUGGCCUACGCGCUCGGGCCCAUAGUAGCAGGCCAUAUCGUUCACUCGCUUGGCUUUGAGCAGCUCAGCCUUGGCAUGGGCCUGGCCAACCUGCUCUACGCACCGGUCCUACUGCUCUUGCGUAAUGUGGGCCUCCUUACACGCUCGCGUUCCGAGCGCGAUGUGCUGCUUGAUGAACCGCCGCAGGGUCUGUACGACGCGAUGCGCCUGCGUGAGGUGCAGGGCAAGGACGGCGGCGAACCUUGUAGCCCGCCUGGCCCUUUUGAUGGCUGCGAGGACGACUAUAACUACUACUCCCGCAGCUAGCAGACCCGCUUCUCCUCCAGGCCACCUAUCCUCCCCAAUUAGGUCAAGAUGGUCAUUCUGCAAGAGCACUGGCCAACUUUGGCUUGGGGCCCACCUCCUCUAAUGAGUACCCUGGCCCGUUCCCACCCCCCCGCCCCGUCCUGAAUUCCUUUGCUGGAAUCCCUUCUCCGUGACCCCUCCCAAUCUAACCCUCUCCCCAAACACACUCGUAUUCAUUGAGGGAUGGAUCAGGGAGGCAUGAGCAGCUAUUGGGCUCUCGGCAGAGGUGAAGAGGUGUGCUGGUCGAUCACCAACCACCCACUGAGAGCCCCCAAGUAGAGUCAUGCAUCUGUUUGUCCUUCCUGCGGAUCUUUCCAGUGCCAAACUUGGUCUACUACACCCCAGUGCCUCCGGCCUGAAUUAAUAAACCAUAUCUGUCU